CGAGCGUCGCGACGGCAGGAUGUGCCUUUGCUUCUUCGAUGACUCCCCGCACGAGAACGACGCGCGCGGCGGGCGCCAGAACAUGUUCAAGACGGGCAUGCAGGACGCCCCCUGCAAGGACCCGCUCGCCUGCUGCUGCGGCGGCCUGCCCUGCUUCCUGCCCUUCACGAACUGCUACAUGCGCCACAAGGCGCUCGAGGGCAACAUGGACGCGUACGUGUGCUGCCAGGGCUACUACGACCGCUGCUGCUUCAAGGCCGGCUCCAUCGGCGACCAGGGCAACCCCUGCUGCCUCGCCCUCGAGGGCUUCUGCUGCCUGUCCUGCUCGCUGAGCUCGACGCGCAUGUACGUCAUGGACAAGUACGACCUCCAGUCGGACCCCUGCGACCGGCGCAUCAUCCGCUUCAACAACUGCGUCCAGAUGCUUGCCUGCAUCUGCCACCUCGCGGCGAUGUUCGACCCGUCGUUCCGCGAUCUCGCGAACAUCCUCGACCUCAUCGCGGACAUCGUCUUCUACACGACGGCGGGCUGCAUGCACGCCCAGGUCCACUACGAGCUCACGGAGCGCGAGAAGAGCGGCACGCUCGCCGCCGUCUCCGCGGGCGGCGGCGGCCAGUUCGCCGCCGCGCCCAAGUACGAGCCCGAAUACCCGUCCGCGCCGCGGCCGCAGCAGAUGGCCCACCAGAACUACCCGCCCGCGGGCCAGCCCCGCACGUUCCCCGUCGUCAUCCCCGAGGGCGUCUACGCGGGCACGCAGCUCCAGGUCCAGGCGCCGAACGGCCAGACCAUGAUGUUCGCCGUGCCGCCGGGCGCGGCCGCGGGCCAGCAGGUCAUGGUGCCCUACUGAAGUCCCCCGAUGCCGACGCCCGGCGCCCCGCCCCGACGCACAAGCGCGCGGGGGCGAUCCCCGCGGCGUAAGGAGGCUGCUCUU
Molecule: messenger RNA, 931 nt
Organism: Aureococcus anophagefferens
Lineage: Eukaryota; Pelagophyceae; Pelagomonadales; Pelagomonadaceae
Exons: 4
Coding region: 20-847 (275 amino acids)
Source: RefSeq, a predicted model, not a curated record